GCGCACGCGCAAACAGAGUUGCAUUUACUUUCCAAUCUGCCCUCCAAUGAAUAGUGAAAAAGCAGCUCUCUACGCUAAGAAUUCACGAGCUCAGUUUUUUUGGAACACUGCUUUUCUGUCAGAAAUUGCGUGGAACCGUUCUCACAAUACAAAGGUUGUGGACAUCGGAUGUGGCACUGGAGAGAGUACGAAAAAUCUACUGGCAACCAGAGACGAAGUAGAAAGCGUUUUGGCGUUUGACAUUUCCAGCAACAUGAUAGACUAUGCAAACGAGCACAACAGUCAUGAAAAAAUCGUUUACAAAGUCGGAAAUAUUGAAGACAUCGAUCUGGUUACUAAACUGGAGGGUCAAGCUGCUGUGUGCAAGCGUGGAUCGUUUGAUCGAGUGGUAUCUCUCAACGUGCUGCACUGGGUGAAAGAUCAGACGGUGGCACUGAAGAAUAUUGUCUCAUUUCUACGACCUGGAGGAGACUGUUUGUUAGUAUUUGGGUCUAAGCCUUCUCCUGCUUUCCUACACGCUAAAACAGAGAUUCUAAAGAGUGAAGCCUGGAAGGACAUGAUUCAUGAUGACGUCAACUGGAGACAUGGAAGGAAUUCGAAAUGGUUGAAGUAUAGUGAAUGGCGGCUGCCCGAUCCAGCCGAUGGUUAUCGACGUCUGUGUGAAAAGGAAAGACUAGUUGUUACAAAAUCAGAGGUGCGGGAGGUGAAGUACACUUUUGUGAGUGUUGAGGAGUGUAAGGGUGUAUUGCAGUACCUGUUGCCUCACGUACAACAGAUUCCUAAGGAAUUGGUACCGAAAUUUAUGGAUGAUGUGUAUGACUUAUUCCAGUCGGUGUGUAUGAAAGAUACGAAUGGCCAAUGUAUGUGGCACGCCCACUUUCUGUUUGUAACUGCUACCCUGCCAUAGAUUUUUAUUUUUAUACGUUUGUUUGUCUUGAUUUACUGCAUAGGCAUUUUGUACUGCAUUUUUUAUAUCAGGUUUGCAUAUUCCUUUUUUGUGGUUGAAUGCUGUAUACACUGCUGUACAACAU
Corticium candelabrum is the source of this 1031-nucleotide messenger RNA. RefSeq names its product juvenile hormone acid O-methyltransferase-like. The record is from RefSeq and is a predicted model, not a curated record. Gene Ontology annotation, molecular function: S-adenosylmethionine-dependent methyltransferase activity. The transcript has a single exon. Lineage: Eukaryota; Metazoa; Porifera; Homoscleromorpha; Homosclerophorida; Plakinidae. Bases 47 to 907 code for a protein of 286 amino acids.